Molecule: messenger RNA, 2960 nt
Organism: Schizosaccharomyces octosporus yFS286
Lineage: Eukaryota; Fungi; Ascomycota; Schizosaccharomycetes; Schizosaccharomycetales; Schizosaccharomycetaceae
Product: ribosome biogenesis protein Noc1
Exons: 1
Coding region: 166-2784 (872 amino acids)
Cellular component (GO): nucleus
Source: RefSeq, a predicted model, not a curated record
ACGAAAAAAAAACCCAUCUGCAGCGAAACUUCGUUUUUAUUUCCAAUUGUACAUUUGAAGUUCGUCCGUGACGAUUUUAUCAGGAUCACCAAAAUUUUAAGUGGGAUUGGAGGAUAUCUUGUAAACUAAACGGGUUUCUUCUCAUUUCGGAAGUAAAUUAGAAAAAUGGCGAUUGCAGCGGCCAAACCCAAGCAGGGAAAGAAAUUUACCUUUAAUGAUGAAGGUGAAGCUGUCAUAGACUCUAAACCAGCAGGAGUUAGAUUUGAUCCUGGUAUUCCUUGGUAUAAUAUCCAGUUACCGCAACUUCAACCUACCAAGAAACCAGUUUCCUCUGACAAGGCCAAUGAAUUAGAACAACGAGGAAUAUUUCUUUUGCAACAAGAUGCUGAACGUUUUUCAAAUUCUUUGGAGACGGGAAGCACCGACAAACGAAUGAUGCAAACCUUGAUUAGCUCAGGUACUACGAGCGAUCGUAUUUCUGCCUUAACGCUUUUGGUCCAAGAAUCUCCAAUUCAUGCAGCCAAACCAUUGGAAAGUUUAUUGGCACUCUGUGCAAAAAAAUCACGUAAUGAAAAUACCCAAAGUGUCAGCACUCUGAAGGACCUCUUUUUGGGAGGUUUAUUACCAGACAGAAAGUUACAGUAUAUGAAACAACAGCCCUGUCUAGGAUCCCAGGGUGUCACUGAUGAACAUUUAAUGGUGUGGGCUUUUGAGAGCUAUUUAAAGUCGUUUUAUUUCAAAUACAUUCAACAUGUGGAAGUGCUUUCCUUUGAUCCGCUGAUGUUUGUGAAAAGUCAAAUGCUUUCUACCAUGUUUGAUUUAUUAAAAGGAAAGCCCGAACAGGAACAAAAUUUGUUGCGCUUGCUUGUGAAUAAGCUUGGUGACAAGGACAACAAAAUAGCAUCUAAGGCAUCCUAUUUAAUUCUUCAAUUGGAAGCAAGUCAUCCAGCCAUGAAGUUUAUCGUUACAAAAGAGUUGGAAAGAUUUGCUUUUGCCCCUACCACUUCGCGAACUAGCCAUUAUUAUACAAUGAUUACACUCAACCAAACCGUUUUGACUCAUAAACAAACAGAUGUCGCAAACUUAUUGAUCGAAAUCUAUUUUGUCUUUUUCACAAAGCUUUUAUUCGCUUUUGAAAAAGAAGAAAAUGCAAAUAAGGAAGAUGAAAAGAAAGAGCUUCAUGAUGCCAAAGAUAACAAAAAGAGUCAAAAACGGAAAAAGGAUGCCGAUAUCCGUAAAGAGGCACAAGAGAAUUCCAAUUCUCGCUUGGUUUCUGCCAUUCUUACUGGUGUUAAUCGAGCUUACCCUUUUGCGGAAAUUAACAGUGAAAGUUUCGAUAAGCAUAUGAACACCCUCUUUACAAUUACUCAUACUGCUUCUUUCAACACUGCCAUCCAGGUACUUAUGUUAAUUUUCCAAGCUUCCUCUACCCGGGACUCCGUUCCCGAUCGCUUUUACAAAAGUUUGUAUGAAUCUUUGUUAGAUCCACGGCUUCCUACUUCUUCCAAGCAUUCCCUUUACUUGAACUUGUUAUAUAAAUCUUUAAUUGUUGACAAUAAUAUUGCUCGUGUACGUGCGUUCAUUAAGCGAAUGGUUCAGAUUGCCGCUUGGCAAUCCCCCUCUCUUGUUACUGGGUUUUUCCAUGUUAUUCAACAAUUAGAGGAUUCUAAUCCGUCACUCCGUGUAAUGUUUGACAAGCCAGAAAUGCACGAGUUUGACGACGAUGAAGAAGAAGUGUUUAGAGAUGUUGAGGAAGAAGAAGAGAACGAAACUUCUGACAAUGAAAAGAAUACAGAGGAGCAAGACACUAAACAAGAAAACAAAGAAAGUCACGGUGCUUUUGCCAAGCCCGACCUUUCAAACGCUUACGAUGGACGGAAAAGAGAUCCCCAGUAUAGUAAUGCCGAUCGCAGUUGUAUUUGGGAAAUAUACCCAUUUUUGAGUCAUUUCCAUCCUACCGUAUCUAUGCUGGCAAAGCAGUUGGUACAAGGGAAAAAAAUUGAAGGCAAGCCAGAUCUUUCCCUUCAUACCUUGAGCCACUUUCUCGAUAAGUUUGCAUAUCGUAAUCCUAAAAAAUCUGCUGCUGCUAAAGGUUACUCUAUUAUGCAACCCCUUGCUGGCAGCGUCUCCAAAGGUAUUGUUUCUACCGGUACCGGUCAAGGUAACGUGCCUAUGAAUUCGGAACAAUUUAUUGAAAAACAGGAAAGCGAAAUUCCCGUGGAUGAACUGUUCUUCCAUCGCUUCUUUAAUGAUAAAUAUAUUAAAGGAAAGCAAUCUAAUAAGAAGAAGGUUAGCGUAAAUGAAGAAGGUGAGAUGGACGAAGACGAGGUAUGGAAAGCACUUGUGGAUUCCAAGCCGAACUUGGAAAUGGACGAAGAAGAAAGUGAUUUCGAUGAAGAGGCUAUGGAUGAGGCAAUGGCGGACUUUUCUGAUGGAGAAGAGGUUGAACAACCAAAGGAGCCUUCAGAAGAAGCCGAAGAGAGCGCUGAAGAAGAGGAAGACGAAGGCCAAAUGUUCUCAGACGAAGAAACUGAACCUCGCCAGAAUGCUGCUGAUGCACCUAAUACAGAAGAGGGUGGAUCUGAAGAUGAAAUGCAAUUGUUGGAAGACGAAGAAGAUUUACUUCCAUUUGAAGAUGGUGAAGAUGAAGAAUCUGAAGGGGAAGAAGAGCGACGCGAAAAGGAAGAGAAAUCUUCCAAAAAGAAUAAGCGAAGAAAGACUCUUAAAGAUUUGCCUGUUUUCGCUGAUGCAGAUUCUUAUGCUCAUUUGUUGGAAGGUAAUUAAAUGUUUGGGUGAUUCUUUUUCACCUAUCCUCAUAAAAGGAAGCAACUGAACGCUGCUUCCAAGAAAAAAUGUUUGAACUAAGGAAAUUGGGAUUUUAUAGAUACAUUAAAAUGGUAUUUUGUUUAAUAUAGGAUAUUUUAUUUACCUAAUAAAUGUGGGAUUUUUGGUUGACGAAA